AAUUAUUACUCAGAAAUGGACAUAAGAAAAUUAAAGGAGUGGCCCCCAACCCGGGCCCUCCUGAAGAGGCGGCGCUCGAACAGCACUUUGUUUUCUACAGUGGACCCUGAUGAAAUACCAGCCAAAAGACCAAGAUUAGAUUAUUUCAUUCACCAAGUCAAAACCAGUCUCUACAAUGCUGCCAGCUUAUUUGGAUUCCCAUUCCAGCUGACCACAAAACCCAUGGUAACUUCUGCUUGUAAUGGAACACGGAAUGUGGCCCCUUCAGGAGAGGUAUUUUCGAACUGUUCAUCUUGUGAACUGACAGGUUCUGGAUCCUGGAACAACAUGCUGAAACUGGGUAAUAAAUCUCCUAAUGGAAUAAGUGACUAUCCAAAGAUCAGAGUGACUGUAACCCGAGAUCAGCCCCGCAGAGUCCUGCCUUCCUUUGGUUUUACUUUGAACUCAGAGGGGUAUAACAGAAGACCAGGUGGCCGUCGUCAUAGCAAAGGCCCUUCAGAGAGUUCCUUAACCUGGAAGCCUCAGGAAUAGGUUGUAACAGAGAUGAUUUCUGAAGAGGGUGGCAAGGGUCUGAGGUGUCCCCACUGUACUGUGGAAGAGGGUGUUCAAAAAGAGGAAAGAGAGAAAUACCGAAGGUUAUUGGAGCGACUUAAAGAAGGUGGUCAUGGAAACUCUGUUCCUCCGGUAGCUCCUACUUACCACAGCUCUCAAAGAAGUCAGAUGGACGCAUUAAAGACCAAAGGCUGGGGGGACGAGCAAAGUCACGGAGUCAGAACAACUCAGUUUGUUCCAAAACAAUACAGAGUUGUUGAAACAAGGGGACCUUUAUGCUCAGUAAGAACUGAGAAGAGGUGUUGUUCAAAGGGGAAAAUUUCUGAUACAGAAAGGACAGUUGGAAUCAGACUUGAAAAUGAAGGUAGGAGGGGACACCAGCUGGAACCUAACCUAUCCAAAGAGGUGUCAGCCCGACUCCGCCUGGGCAGUGGGAGCAAUGGCUUACUCAGGAGGAAAAUGUCAAUACUUGAGACAAAAGAAAAACAUUGCUCAGGCAAAGAGAGGGAUAAAAGGAUGGAUGAUCUUCUUGAACUUACAGAGGACAUGGAAAGGGAAAUCAGUAAUGCCCUAGGUCACGGCCCACAGGAUGAGGUCCUAAGUAGCACUUUCAAGCUGCGAAUCACUCGAGGUGACAUCCAGACCUUGAAGAACUAUCACUGGCUCAAUGGUGAAGUCAUUAAUUUUUACAUGAAUCUUCUGGUGGAAAGAAACAAAAAGCAAGGGUAUCCAGCACUUCAUGCAUUCAGUACUUUUUUCUAUCCCAAAUUAAAGUCUGGUGGUUACCAGGCAGUGAAAAGAUGGACCAAAGGGGUCAAUCUCUUUGAACAGGAACUUAUUCUGGUGCCUAUUCAUCGGAAGGUACAUUGGAGCCUGGUGGUGAUAGACCUAAGAAAAAGGUGUCUUAAAUAUCUGGAUUCUAUGGGACAAAAGGGCCACAGGAUCUGUGAGAUUCUCCUUCAGUAUUUACAGGAUGAAAGUAAGACCAAAAGAAAUAUUGAUCUGAAUCUUUUAGAGUGGACCCACUACAGCAUGAAGCCACAUGAGAUUCCUCAACAGUUGAAUGGGAGUGAUUGUGGAAUGUUUACUUGUAAAUAUGCAGAUUAUAUCUCUAGGGACAAACCUAUCACAUUUACUCAGCACCAGAUGCCUCUCUUCCGGAAGAAGAUGGUGUGGGAAAUCCUUCAUUAGCAGUUGCUGUGAGAAUGCCCCGCCCAGUCCCUCGAGCUGCUGGUGGUUCUGUCACGGAGGACUGAUGUUUCCAUAUACCUCAUGCAUCGUGGGUUCAGAAGUCCCUGCAUCACCUCUGUUGUCUCACAGGUACUGAGCUGUUGGGCGUGUGCGCCGGCGUCUCCCGCACCCUGGUCCUGACGUGCUGUGUGGAGGUUCUGCCUGCAACCCCAUGUGUGAGCCUGUGCCUGCUCAGAGCCUGGACUGUUCAACCCACACAAGAACAAACGCUAAUUAAUAACUUUUUUUUAUGAUUUUUUUCCCCUGUGAAUGUGGGAAAUGCAGGAUUUAUUCUAUGAUUUGUC
Messenger RNA from Mustela lutreola (European mink), 2087 nucleotides. Its product is annotated as sentrin-specific protease 2-like. The record is from RefSeq and is a predicted model, not a curated record. NCBI's taxonomy places the organism in Eukaryota, Metazoa, Chordata, Mammalia, Carnivora, Mustelidae. Gene Ontology annotation, cellular component: nucleus. The transcript has 2 exons. Gene Ontology annotation, biological process: protein desumoylation. Gene Ontology annotation, molecular function: deSUMOylase activity.